This is a messenger RNA of Phyllopteryx taeniolatus (common seadragon), 5004 nucleotides long. RefSeq names its product 3-hydroxy-3-methylglutaryl-coenzyme A reductase-like. Gene Ontology annotation, cellular component: peroxisomal membrane; endoplasmic reticulum membrane. The record is from RefSeq and is a predicted model, not a curated record. Gene Ontology annotation, molecular function: NADP binding; hydroxymethylglutaryl-CoA reductase (NADPH) activity; protein binding. Bases 149 to 2812 code for a protein of 887 amino acids. The transcript has 20 exons. Lineage: Eukaryota; Metazoa; Chordata; Actinopteri; Syngnathiformes; Syngnathidae. Gene Ontology annotation, biological process: coenzyme A metabolic process; sterol biosynthetic process; isoprenoid biosynthetic process.
GUCAUUGCAGAAUCCGCUCAACUUGUGGAUGGAGCUGAUGUUGGGAGACUCAAGUCCAGCCCACUCGCUCGCCCCUUGACUCACGGAGCCAUUCUCGCCAGACCUCUGUCACAUUCCACGCUCUUUACGCUCACAGUCCUCUCCCACCAUGUUGACCCAUCUGUUCCGUAUUCACGGCCUUGUGGUGGCCUCCCAUCCUUGGGAGGUCAUUGUGGGUACUGUCACCCUCACGGUCUGUAUGAUGUCCAUGAAUAUGUUCACUGGAAAUGACCAGAUCUGUGGCUGGAACUUUGACUGCCCCAAAACAGAUGAGCAAAUUCUGAGCAGUGACAUCAUCAUCCUGACCAUCACACGCUGCAUUGCCAUCGUCUACAUUUACUUCCAGUUCCAGAGCUUAAGACAACUGGGAUCCAAAUAUAUUUUAGGAAUUGCAGGACUUUUCACAAUCUUUUCCAGCUUUGUAUUCAGCACAGUGGUCAUACACUUCCUUGAUAAAGAGCUAACCGGCCUUAAUGAGGCUCUACCUUUCUUUCUACUUCUGAUUGACCUCUCCAAAGCAUGUGCUCUUGCCAAGUUUGCGCUAAGCUCCAGUUCUCAGGAAGAGGUUAGGGAGAAUAUUGCUCGAGGUAUGGCAGUACUGGGACCUACGUUCACCUUAGAUGCCCUGGUGGAGUGCUUAGUGAUCGGUGUGGGAACUAUGUCAGGGGUUCGACAGUUAGAAAUAAUGUGCUGCUUUGGCUGUAUGUCUAUUUUGGCCAACUAUUUUGUCUUCAUGACAUUCUUCCCUGCAUGUGUGUCACUGGUGCUCGAGCUGUCCCGUGAGAGUCAGGUGGGCCAUCCAAUUUGGCAGCUGAGCCACUUCUCUCAGGUGCUGGAGGAAGAGCAGGAUAAGAAACCGAAUCCCGUUACCCAGAGAGUCAAAAUAAUUAUGUCUUUGGGACUUGUUAUGGUUCACGCUCACAGUAGGUGGAUUGCUGAGCCUCUGUUGUUCAGUGCUACAGCGGGAAUUCAACAGAACGGCAUGGCGGAAGAACACCUGUCCCCCAGGAGAAUCGAGCCAGACAUACCUCUGUGGCACUUUUACCUCACCCGAAUGAUCACCAUGGAUAUUGAGCAGGUGAUCUGCCUGGCCUUGGCUCUGCUGCUGGCCAUCAAGUACAUCUUUUUUGAACAAGCGGAGAUGGAAUCUACGCUAUCGAUAAGGAACCCCGUCACGAUGUCCACAGCGCCCCUUGCUGCGCGACAGGCCAACAAAACUUGCUGCACGAAGGAGCUGGAUCUCCUCCGACGCCAUGCACUCUUCCCUGGUUUGCCUUCCACCACGCCAGCCAACAGGAAAGAAAUAGAUGAGGUUAUCCGGCCCGUGCUUGUUCCUGUUACUGAUUCUGGUUCAAGUCAUGUCUUCAUUCGUGGUGAACGAGAGGAAGAGAUAAAAUCUGAAAUCACAGAGCCGCACCUCCCCUCGAAGCCUAGAGGCCUCGUUGAAUGUGUGGCCAUUCUCAAAAAUCCAGAGCAAGGGCCUCGUUUCCUGAGUGAUGCUGAGGUGAUGAUGCUGGUCAACUCUAAACACAUUCCUGCUUACAAACUGGAGACCAUCAUGGAGAGGCCUGAGCGAGGUGUAGCCAUACGGAGACAAAUGAUAUCAUCAAAGCUUCCCUCUCCCGCUGCACUCUCGUCAUUGCCAUUCACUGAUUACGACUACUCCAAGGUUGUAGGCACCUGCUGUGAGAAUGUGAUUGGAUAUAUGCCUGUGCCGGUGGGUGUGGCUGGGCCACUACAUCUGGAUGGGACGCAGUUCCAAGUUCCUAUGGCAACUACGGAGGGAUGCCUUGUAGCUAGCACCAAUCGGGGAUGUCGGGCAAUUGCGCUUGGAGGUGGAGCCAGGAGUCGCAUCCUGGCUGACAGCAUGACCCGAGGACCUGUGGUGAGGCUGCCUUCUGCCUGCCAGGCUGCUGAGGUUAAAGCUUGGCUAGACAGCAGAUAUGGUUUCCAGGCCAUUAAAGAAGCCUUUGACAACACCAGCAGGUUUGCUCGGCUCCAGAAGCUGCUGGUUGGUCUGGCUGGAAGAAACCUGUACAUUCGUUUUCAUUCUAAGACGGGGGAUGCAAUGGGAAUGAAUAUGAUCUCAAAGGGUACAGAGCAGGCUUUGAACAAACUUCAGCAGCACUUUCCAGAGCUGCAUGUUUUGGCUGUCAGUGGAAACUACUGUACAGAUAAGAAACCAUCUGCAAUCAACUGGAUAGAAGGCAGAGGAAAAUCUGCCGUCUGUGAGGCCACCAUCCCUGCUAAUGUAGUCAGAGAGGUUUUGAAGACCUCGACAGAAGCUCUGGUGGAGGUGAACAUCAAUAAAAACCUCGUGGGCUCGGCUAUGGCAGGCAGCAUCGGUGGAUUUAACGCACAUGCAGCGAACCUGGUAGCAGCCAUAUACAUUGCCUGUGGACAGGAUCCUGCCCAGUCAGUGAGCAGCAGUAACUGCAUCACCCUGAUGGAGGUUUCAGGCCCAACAGCUGAAGAUCUUUACAUCAGCUGCACCAUGCCCUCAAUAGAGCUCGGCACUGUAGGUGGUGGAACAAACCUGCUUCCCCAGCAAGCUUGCCUCCAGAUGCUGGGCGUACAGGGGCCCAGUGAGGCUUGUCCAGGGGAGAAUGCCAGGCAGCUCGCCAAGGUGGUGUGUGCCACUGUGCUGGCUGGAGAGCUGUCACUCAUGGCUGCUCUGGCAGCUGGCCACCUGGUCAAGAGUCACAUGACACAUAACAGAUCCAAGGUGGACCUCCAAGAGAGUGUGGGAACCUGCACCAAGCAAGCAUCCUGAGAAGGCACCAUUGCUCCCCUCCGUGAGCCCUGCCACUGACUGAAUCAGUUAGGCACUGAAAUGAUUGCAGACUUUGUGUUUUCAAAACAAGUAUUUAGUCUGAUCACGCUGCGUUCUGUUUCUCUUCAACCAUGUCCACCAUUUUUUUCCAUGUGAAUUGAGGUCUUGUAAAAUCAUGGAACAAUAAAUGCACAUCGUUAACUUAAUUUAUUUUUAGCAUUUAUUUUGAGAUGCAUGAAGACUGCCGCACACCGAGCGACACGGCUGAAUCCGACUGAACUGUCGUGGUUUGGCAACUGUUUCCAUAAGUGGCCAAAAAGUCUGCCACUGGUUUUGCUGCAAUUCAAAAUUUGAAUCAUCAGCGCACACCGUCGCAACUUAUAGCCAAUCAAAUGCACAUAAGCGGCAUCGUGCAGUGUGCAGCAGGCCUGAGGCACUUAAAAUAAAUAUUCUCUUAAAUGCUGUUUAAAAUGGGAGUUUGGCUGGAAGAGCUUUGCAGUAGGUUGUGAGUUCCAUCUGUGACUUCAUAAGUGAUGUACCAGCAACUGCUGCCAGCAUCUGUGGAAUUUGUGAUCCUCCCUGCUACCGUUAAGGCUUCAUGGGAGAGUGGAAUCUCGACAAAACGGACCGUCUGGACUGAACAAUGUGUCCAAAAAUAGUUUCCAUUUGUCACUUAAACUGCUGUUGACAAUCUGUCAGUGCUAAAAUUGGCCACUGUUGUUUACUGGCGCUGUGGCGCAAUGCAAGCAGAGAAUGGGACUGACGUAUUUCCAGGUCACAGAAAAAAAUAGCUCCAGUUCCAAAAGACUUUCCUUCCGUGCCUACAUGGCGGCCAUGUUGAAUGUGGGGCAGUGACGUGGCGGCCAUGUCGUGAUGGAUAUAUCGGUUGUAUAUUGUACAUAGACUCACGGCGCAGAGAGAGAGCGGCAUGUCGGCAGUGUGAACUCUGAGGAGUACAAACACAAGUCUCUGGAGUUUGGAACAUGCUAUUGUUGAUACAGUAAAUGUUUUUUUUUUUUUUUUUUUUGUCAAGCCAUUCGCGCCUUUGGCAACGGAUUUGGAACUAGGAAGCACAUGAAUUCCUGGCGGCUCAUGACCAAGCACACCUGCGUGGUAAAUUUGGAUAACAUCUGAAAGUUUUUUUUUUUUUUUUUAUAUAUAUAUUUGCAAUAACGUCACUUUACAAUAACUAUGUUUUAGGCCAUGAAAAAAAACCAACCUACAAAACAAUAAUUUUGUACUGUACAUAAAUAUGGGUGCGUAUGGCCUCAGUGCUUCAUUAUAAUGGACAAUUGGCUAUAUCGGACGACCCCCACCCCCGUACUAGUCCAUUCUAUUGAGGUUCCACUGUAUAAGAAUUAUGUAGCAAAUCAAUUCAUCAUUCUAGUAAUACAUGUUUCAAUUGUCAAUUGACCUGUGUACUGCAUUGCAGCACCAAAUGACCAGCAAAUUACUUAUAGUACAUGUGUUUUGUAAACUGGCAGGAACUAUUUAUUGACUUUCAUGUCGUCCUGAGUAAUUUCAUGAUGAUGGGAAGACAUGGAUGGCACUGGGACUGGUUCACACAGCUGACUUUGAUAGGUGGAUGUGUGGGUGGCUGUCUCUUAACAUGCCCUGCGAUGGACUGACAACCAGUCCAGAGUGUAUGAAGUCAGUUGGGAUAGGCUCCAGCUUUCUUGUGACCCUGACGAGGAGAACAAGCAACAAAGAGAUGGAUGGAUGGUGUAGUGGCGGCACUUGCAACUCACCACUGAUGAUAUUUCAUAUUUGGGGAAACAAUGUUAUGAAUUUUGUCAUGGUCUGUGUUUUGGUUUGGGUUGCGUUUAGUUUUGUUCCAUGUUUGUCGUGUGCUCAUUUAGUUACUGUGUCCACCUGCUUUCGUCUACCUUCUGCCUUGUGUCGACCAAUCAGCUCUCAGCAGCCACUCGUGUCUUGUCCAGGUGUUCCUCAUUGUCUCGUCAAUCUGUUUGUAUUUAGUUCCCUGGUUUCUUCCAGUUCUUGUCGGUUCAUUGUCAUUUUCAGGUGUCAUUUUCUCCAUCUGUGCCACGUCUUAGUUACCAGUCAUGUUUUGUUUCCAGUUUUAGGUUUGUUCAAGUGUUUCUUUGUUACUUUGAUGAUCUGUUGUGGGACUUUGUUUAGUUUGCUUUUCCCAUGUUCGCCUUUUUUUGGGAAUUAAAUAUAAUUUUUUGAGA